UGUAUAGCAUAAACGGUCUCGUCAUCAUUUUGCUAAGAUUGACGGAGAUUUUAUAACGACGAAUAAGAUGAUAAAUAACUGAAUAUAUUUUGCCUGACGUCUACAGUAGUUAAUUAGCUAACUAGCUCAACUGAGGUCGUGGUCGAUAGUUAUUGAGGUAACAUUUGCGAACUAGGACGACGUCAUCUAAGCACAUGGCCUCGACGGGGAGAAAGCAGACGAAGAAGGCGAAAAAUACACAAAAUUCAAAUGAUCUCCAUGCAUAUGAUUUUACCGUUAACGACGAAAAGAAAGGUCUUAGCGGCUCGGAGGACGAAGUGAGAGAAGGUAACGUUGGCUACCAAGCGAAAGAUGAAACUCCGGUUGUUGAGAAGCUGGCGAAGAAAAGGCCCACUGCUUUGGAAGAAGACGACAUAAAUGUGGGAAUGGGGAGUGAGGUACAAAAUAUGUUGGAAAGGUUCGGGGCUGACAUCAGUAAGGCUCUGCAGGCAAAGAGGAAGCGGCUGGAGGCCUACACCAAGAGCACCGUGAAGGGCAGCAACCAGAAGCUGGAGCAGCUGUGGAAGACCCAGCAGUGCCAGAGGCAGAAGCUGACACAGGAGUACUCCCAGCAGGUGUUCUCUGUGCUACAGCAGUGGGAGAGUGAUGUGCAGAAAUCAGAGGAACAGGAGGAGAAACUUAAUAAUUUAUUUAGACAGCAGCAGAAGCUCUUCCAGCAGGCCAGAGUUGUGCAGAGCCAGAAACUUAAGACUAUAAAACAGAUGUAUGAGCAGUUUGCCAAGAGCAUGGAGGAGAUGGAAAAGAGUCAUGAGUCCUUUCUGAUGGGAGCCCAGUCAGAGCUACGCAAAGAGAUGGGUUUACUGCAGAAAAAGAUCAUGAUGGACACACAACAGCAGGAGAUGGCAACUGUGCGCAAGUCUCUCCACUCCAUGCUAUUUUGAAGACUCCUGUCCACUUGGCAGGAUUCUGUGUCCUUCACCAGACAACGUCCAUUUGGGUGUUCCCACAAAGACACACUAUACAGCCACACCAAAGACAAUGACAGCUCAGGUGCCGCCACAGACACACUCAGUCAUCACACAUCAUAGACUUUAACAGUUCAGGUUUUAGCACCAGUUUUUACAUGGCAAAUAAUUUUAUUGUUUUUCACUCACAUUACUUUGUUAGUAUAAUGUUUCCAACACAUUAUAUUGAUGCAGAAAAUGCAAAGGCGAAACACAAUAGUGCACCGUUUUAAUGCACCACUUUCGUUCUAAGUUUGAAAACCUGUAACCUGUUAAAAUUGUUUCUAUAAAGCAAUUAAAAUGA
Messenger RNA from Anguilla rostrata (American eel), 1308 nucleotides. RefSeq names its product synaptonemal complex protein 3 (gene sycp3). The transcript has 9 exons. NCBI's taxonomy places the organism in Eukaryota, Metazoa, Chordata, Actinopteri, Anguilliformes, Anguillidae. The record is from RefSeq and is a predicted model, not a curated record. Gene Ontology annotation, biological process: spermatid development; meiotic cell cycle. The coding region runs from base 195 to 941 and encodes 248 amino acids. Gene Ontology annotation, cellular component: synaptonemal complex.